UCAAACCAAAACAAAACCAGAAUCCAAAGCAGGAAACGCGUCGCCUCCUCUCGUGAAAAGGGAGAAAUAACAACGAAAUAAUUGGAGGAAGUAAGAGAAAACAAGCGAUAAUAACCGAGUGAUGUGGAGAGAAGAAGAUGAAGUCGUCAAAUAAUAAGUAAAUGAGGAACAAAGGCGGAUAGACUUAACUGAUGGAGUAGAGGAAGGGGAGAUAAAGAGGGAAUAGAUCUCGUGAAAAUAUAAUGAAGAAUAAGAGGAAGAGAGAUGGAGAAGAAGAUGAAUCUAGUAGCCAUUGGGCCCCAAGGGAAGAGAGUCGGGCUCGUGGUUUCUUCCUUCCAGCAGUUUAUGGAGAAAAGUCGUGAGAAGUUUGCUCUGAAGAAUGAUGAAACCUUGAAGGUAACCCUCUCUGAUGACACAGAGAUCGAUGAGGAAUACUUUGAGUUUGUGUCUCCAGGGAGCGAACUUCACGUCGCUUCAUCUUCGGGAGAGACCCCAGAGGAGAUCCAGGCCUUAGCCACCUUCCUCCACCGUUGCCUGCAGAACCAGCCACAAGUCCACGACCGGAUUAUGGGCCUCUUGCGUGAGUCGAGCCGGUCGCCAAAGGGGGCGGAGAUUCUGGGUCUGCUGUCUGUUUCAUCGCAGGUUUCGGCAUCUGUGAGUGAGAGGACAAGCGACCAUGAGUGGUUUAAAGGGCUAGACACCAAAUUCAAGACCAAGGAAUCUGUCAUGCGAAACAGUGCAGAGACGAGGAUGCGCGGCUACUUCGAGCAAGCCAAGAAAGAACUCCUGGCUGAUGACCCAAGCAGCAAUGGGCCAGCAAGACAAGCCAUAGAGUUCUUUAGACAAGAGCUGAAGAGUUGUGGGCACAACGCAGCAUACUUCGACCGCUCGGCUUCCAAGUGCCUUCGACUGUGUGACUCAUAUGGCUUGUUUGAGUGCGAGGGGCAGUAUGAUUCCCCAGGGUGUUUCUCGUCACAUUUCAUCAACCCUUAUGCAUGUAGAGAAGCUCGCAUUGUGUUCUCCACGUGGAACCUUGAUCAUGUAAUUGAGAAAUCCCGUGCCAUCCUCCCCACACUGAAGAAAGCUCUGAAGGGGCCUAGAGCAGAGUCCGUCAACUUACCCUAUUUCCACAGCCUCCUCUUCCGGCACAAGUGCAAAAAGCAAGGCGAGGAUGCAGAAGGCAACCUCAAGCUGGUCCACAUUGCAUGCCACAUCAAGAAGCCGCACGGGGACCGCUGUGAUCAGGGGAAGAUCUAUGUGGAAAAGAAAUACUCUGGGGACAAAACCAAUGGACACGAUGUAAUUGAUAGCAGGCUGGCGACACGAUUUCAGUCUCGGUCCUGUGGCGUGACGUCAUCGACAAACUCGAUCAACACACAUAGAAGGAAACGCACAGGCAUUGAUGUCCACAGUGUAAGGAGAAGCAAGAGGUUGCGUCUCAUCGCCAGGAAGUCAAAAAGACAGAAUGUUCAUAAACACCAUGAAAUUUCCAAUACAUGUUGACUGAUAUUGCUUGGCAUAUAGUAUACAGGAAAAGAUGAGGCGAAAGGUUGAAUCCCCAAAAGGAGGCUGUUACCAAGAAUUGUAUUUCAUAGAAACCAUGCUCAAUAUCCUGUGAUAAAAGAAUGACCUUCACUACAGAACCAGUGAUUAAUCCAAAGUAGAGAGAGUAAUAUAUUUGAUAUAUUUUAAUGAAGUUAUAUAAACAUUUAUGAAGUCACAAUUUCGAAUGAAGUGGAGGUCAUGUCUGCUCAGAAUAGAAUAUAUAAGGCAGAGACUCACGAUCACUAAGCAUUCCCCAGUAAGAGCACGAGAGGCUUCUUCAAUUGUAUUUUAUUCAAGAAGCUUUAGAGUCUUUGGUUUUGCUUUUGUGUAUGUUAUUUUAUGCACCACAAUUCUGUUUUAUAUUUUUGAACUUCUGCCACAGGACAUGUGGAGAAUUUAGGUGUUCGUCAUCUUUUUUUUCAUUUAUGAUGCAAGCCUAGUGUUACUGCUUUCUUAUCAUCUUUUUUAUUGUUGUUAUUAUUAUUAUUAUUUUGAGUGUGUGUACACGUGUGCAUGCGUGUGUGUGUGUGUGUGUGUGUGUGUGUGUGUGUGUGUGUGUGUGUGUGUGUGUGUGUGUGUGUGUGUGUGUGU
Penaeus indicus is the source of this 2136-nucleotide messenger RNA. It is a transcript of the gene Drep4, whose product is annotated as DNA fragmentation factor subunit beta-like. The coding region runs from base 265 to 1503 and encodes 412 amino acids. Gene Ontology annotation, molecular function: DNA endonuclease activity. Lineage: Eukaryota; Metazoa; Arthropoda; Malacostraca; Decapoda; Penaeidae. Gene Ontology annotation, cellular component: nucleus; cytoplasm. Gene Ontology annotation, biological process: apoptotic process; apoptotic DNA fragmentation. The transcript has 5 exons. The record is from RefSeq and is a predicted model, not a curated record.